This is a messenger RNA of Sebastes umbrosus (honeycomb rockfish), 3072 nucleotides long. RefSeq names its product calcitonin gene-related peptide type 1 receptor-like. The transcript has 13 exons. Gene Ontology annotation, cellular component: plasma membrane. The coding region runs from base 184 to 1575 and encodes 463 amino acids. Gene Ontology annotation, molecular function: calcitonin gene-related peptide receptor activity; adrenomedullin receptor activity; calcitonin receptor activity. Gene Ontology annotation, biological process: adenylate cyclase-activating G protein-coupled receptor signaling pathway; angiogenesis; cell surface receptor signaling pathway. The record is from RefSeq and is a predicted model, not a curated record. Lineage: Eukaryota; Metazoa; Chordata; Actinopteri; Perciformes; Sebastidae.
CAGCUCAGUGUCGCCUCUGACUCUGCUGCGAAACACACACGCUGAAGGACUACUCUUGAGGAAGAGACAUAAACUCUCAGACUGAAGGAUUACUCUUCAAGAAGUCUCACUCUGUUUUUUAUUAUUAUUCUGCUCCUGCAAAGUUACAAACUAUUGUCCCCGUUCCUCAGAAUACCCACAGCGAUGGAUCUAAACUGCUGCAUGUAUCUGCUGGUCCUGUGCGUCCUCAAUAAGCUGCUUGUGGUGGCGAGCUCUGAAGAUGACAUCCAGGAGCAUCUGAACCAUCGGGGUGAACAUCCGUCGACGCGGAACCAAAUCGCCACAGCCCAGUACGAAUGUUUCCAGAGGAUGGGGAAAGAAUCGCAGCGCAAAACAAAAACAACAGGGCCAGUGUGCAACACAACGUGGGAUGGGUGGCUGUGCUGGGAUGAAACUGAACCUGGACCAACGGAGCAGGGCUGUCCGGACUACUUUAAAAAUUUUGAUCCUCAGGCGAUGGCUUCCAAAGUGUGCGCAGAGACAGGCGAGUGGGGGCGUCACCCCGAUAGCAACAGGACGUGGACAAACUUCACAAACUGCCUAGCCAACACGACACAUCAUAGGACAGCAGCGAUGACUCACUUCUACUUGGUGAUGAUUGGUCACGGCCUGUCGCUGGUGUCAUUGAUCAUAUCAUUAGGAAUAUUCUUCCAUUUUAAGAGUCUGAGCUGCCAGAGGAUAACGCUCCACAAAAACCUCUUCCUCUCAUUCGUGCUCAACUCCAUCAUCACCGUUGUCUGGCUCACAACAGUGGUGAAGAAACAGGGACACACGUACAACGAUUCUGCGACCUGCAAGCUGCUCAUGUUCAUCCACCUGUAUCUGCUGAGCUGCAACUACUUCUGGAUGCUCUGUGAAGGCAUCUACCUGCACACUCUCAUUGUUGUGGCGGUGUUUGCAGAAAAACAGCAUCUCAUGUGGUACUAUCUGCUGGGCUGGGGUUUUCCACUCGUGCCGGCGGUGAUACAUUCAAUAGCACGCCACUGCUACUACAACGACAAAUGUUGGGUCAGCUCAGAUACUUCCUUGCUGUACAUCAUCCACGGUCCAAUCUGCGCCGCAUUGGUGGUGAAUCUUUUCUUCCUGCUGAACAUUGUCCGGGUCCUCAUCACCAAGCUGAGGGUGACGCACCAGGCCGAGUCCAGCCUCUACAUGAGGGCCGUGAGGGCCACCCUCAUCCUCAUCCCUCUGCUCGGCAUCCAGUUCGUCCUGCUCCCCUACAAGCCCCAGGACCACUGGGUCUUUGAGAUCUACCUGUACGUCAUGGAAAUCCUCAUGCACUACCAGGGUCUCUUGGUUUCUACAAUAUUCUGCUUCUUCAACGGGGAGGUCCAGACCGUCUUGCGGAGAAACUGGAAUCAGCAGCGGAUGCAGUUUGCCGGCACAUUCGCCAACGCCGACUUCUUCCGCUCGGCCUCCUACGUGGCGUCGUCGCUCACAGAGGUCCACCGCUGCUACAGCAUCGAAAGCCACACUGAGCACAUGAACGGCAAGAGCUACUCAGACAUAUUCAGAUCGGACAGCCCUUUCGUGUGAAGGCUCGCCGUUUCUUUGACUUCUUCCAAGAUGUUACGAAGAUGGACGUCUUCGGGGAGUUUUACUACUGUUCAUGGCUGUUCACUUCCAUCUCCCAGCCACAAAAACUCACAUAUUUCACUUUUUGUUUUUACUUUUUUCACACAAAUAUUAUCAAAACAGAAGGAGCUUGAGACCAAAGAAACUGUUUCUUCAUCAUUAUUUACACUCCAUGAAGAUUUAAAGGGGCUGUUGCCGGAUUAAGGAAGACCUUAGUGCUUUUUUGCAUCGUGUGGAAUAAACUUGAAGAGCUCUCGGUGAACAAGAAGCUGUUCUGUUGAGCUGAUCUUGCAAAGAGAGAGUUUCCUUCUGGGCAUCUGAGGAUACAUUGCACGAAAACACUGUUGAACCACGUCUCGAAAUCUGAAAAAAAGCAUUUCAGGUUUUAGUUAUAGGCACAUAACUACACAGGUAAUAUGUAAAAAGUACAAACACACACACAAAAGAACAAAUAAACAUCUAGCUUGCUUUGCUAAAUGUCAUUCCUGCUUUAACUUUUGAAUUACAGGCGUGCAACUCAGACUUUAUGGUGAGGAGAGUUUUCUAUUUAUGUAAUAUUUCCACAAUUAAAUAAGCUUACAUUGUCUUAUCACGUCUGGCUUGGCGAUAGCCUACAAGUUAAGAUAAUACUCACUGUUUUUUUUUCUUCAUAUCUGAUUAUUCCAAAAUGCUGGAGAGAUAUUGUGAGAUAGUCACUGACUGUAAAGUGCAUGUGUUUGUACAUAUGAAUAUACAUAUAUCAAGGCAUAAAAUACCAAGCCUUAAGUGUACUUUGCAUAUCUUUCCAGUCAGCUUGAAACACACAUUGUAUAUUGCUUAUGUUAGAUUUUAAUUAAUAGCAUAGUCGUUAAAUGUUCAAAUGUUUUUAGACAAAUUCUCUAAAGAUUUUCAUGUCCAGGAAACAAGUUCAGCAGGAACUGACUCUUGUUUAUUCACUGAUAAGAUAAAGUCUGUCUCCUCCAGUUAGAGAUAAACGAUAAGAGAAGAGCUGCUGGUUACAGCCUUCUUAAACAGGAAAUACUUUAGCAUUAUCUCCCAAAAUGUUGUCUUUAAAUGUGCAGCACUGAACCCUAAGCCUAUUUAAAACGUACCUACUAGCCUUCUCUGGAACUUUCAACCAUAUUUUACUGCCUUCCUCAGCUACCUUGGGUGUUAUUAUGUGAUGUAAAAGUGGUCGUAUAUAGAGGAGAAAGGGGAUCAUAACUUCCGCCUCUGACUAUAUUUCUAGUCGCUGAAGAAGAUGGUCAAAAGCCCUGCAAAAAGGUAGUAAGCGAACCUUGAGUUUUGCAUAUUUUAACACAGCUGUGUCAAGAAUGGAACAAAAAACUUGUUGUGUUUUCCCUUGUUGAUGGUGAUUAUAUUUUCAUUUCUUUACCAUAGUUUUGUCAAUAAAUGUUUAUUUCUACUGAAGUAAUAAUGCUGUAAAUAAAAACUGUUUUAAACUAGGAUCAGAAAACA